Mugil cephalus (flathead mullet) is the source of this 1672-nucleotide messenger RNA. RefSeq lists its product as uncharacterized. NCBI's taxonomy places the organism in Eukaryota, Metazoa, Chordata, Actinopteri, Mugiliformes, Mugilidae. The transcript is spliced from 5 exons. The record is from RefSeq and is a predicted model, not a curated record. Bases 55 to 717 code for a protein of 220 amino acids.
CUGGGUUGGACAGUUGUAAAUGAGUGACUGUGUGGUUUUUAUCAGAGCUGCAACAUGCACAGGUCAUAUCAGCCUUUUAAAUCGGUCACUAACCGUUACCUGCAGCAGCGAUGGGACCAGAAUAACUACGAAAACCACCGUAGAAAGGUAACCUCUGCCUUGCCAGUUGUGGACAACAAGGGUAUCAAGACCCCAGCUCAUGUCCAGCUCAAGCUGAAAAAACUUCAGCUGCAAGACGAGCGGCUGUUUGUCAUUGAUAGAGACAAUCGCCUCCUAGCUUCCAAACUGGCCGACAUCGUUUGCUCUGCAGGCCUGGUUGACCACAGGAACCAGUACCACCUGAGGAGUCUGAACGCAAACAAGAGGAAGCAGGAGCUUCAGUCAAUCAGCCAUCAGAAUCAGGCCAUCUACCAGCGAAUCACAUCUCGCCAAUCGGAGUACCGUCGGCAGCUGUGGCUGGAUGACUGGGAGAAGACAGAACAUCGGCUGAAUGACAUUUCUCGAUAUCCCACAGGGAUAGCUGACAGACAGAGAAUGAGGAGGAAGGUGAAGUUUGCCACUGUGGCAGGGAGUGAGCAGUCUGCAAGGUACUGCAACUCCAACACUAACAGGAAAAACAGAGAAUCCUGCAACACUAACAUCCAGGAGCCACCAAUGAUGUCCUCAAAUAGACAAUUUCAUCUCAUCUCAUCUUCCGUACCGCCUAAUCCUCACUAGGGUCGCUGGAGCCUAUCCCAGCUGGCAUCGGGCAAAGGCGGGGUACACCCUGGUUCUGUUGCAUGAAGGUUCUUUUUCAACUACAGCUGUGUGGAUAUCCAUUUGUCAUUGAGGAACAUGACUUUUAUAGUCCAGUUCAGUUUGUAGUCUCUGAAGUUUUUAUUAGAUAAGCAAACUGGUAAUGAUCCAACCAUAAUGACUGUUCAAACUGUGUGCACCUGCAAUGUUUUCAUGUGAUAUGCACAAGCUACCGUGCAUAUCUUUAUAGCAAGAGCAUCAAGAUGUUGUACAAACCUAAGUAAGAAUAUGUGUUUGAUGUAAAACAACUACAGUGUUAUAUGGGAUCUCUGUAUUUUUGCUUCUGGUUGACAAAAGUAUAAUCAGUACAACUGCCUAUUGUAUUCAUUAGUACAUGACAAAAUGAACAACUAUUGUGUUCUGGAGUAGGGUAUAUAAUAAAGGUUUCUUACAUGUGGCAUGUAGAGAGUUCCCCAAACUCUUACGUAGUCCGCAACCUUCCAAAACAGAUCUACCAACACCAAUAGACCGCACAAGUCCACACAUCUCAAGAUCUACACAGGCAUUGAUCUGGUAAGCAGAUGAGUGUGUACCCUGGGCCCCUUUUCAUGAGGGCCCAGCCAGGAAUGGUUGAUCAGUCUAGGGUUGAAUUAUCCAAAGAGUUUCACUAACAGACUUCAUGGGUGGAAAUCAGGCAAUCAACAGAAAAGAGACAUUUUACCCUACUAAAGCGUGCUCCAUGACUUGAAGUAUUUAAUAUUUGUAACCAGAUUUCUUUUUUUUUUUGGAGAUGAUGUUUUGUGCCCCUUUUCAUGUGAUUUAGUUCAAGAAACUCCUGGAUUACUGACAUAAAAGGUGACUACUACUCAUAUGCACUCUUACAAUGUCUACAUGUGACAGUAAUCAUUAAAAGACCUUGACAACUUAAAAAAAAAAU